This is a messenger RNA of Talpa occidentalis (Iberian mole), 1045 nucleotides long. RefSeq names its product NSA2 ribosome biogenesis factor (gene NSA2). The coding region runs from base 131 to 913 and encodes 260 amino acids. The transcript has 6 exons. Gene Ontology annotation, biological process: maturation of 5.8S rRNA; maturation of LSU-rRNA. The record is from RefSeq and is a predicted model, not a curated record. Gene Ontology annotation, cellular component: preribosome, large subunit precursor; nucleolus. Lineage: Eukaryota; Metazoa; Chordata; Mammalia; Eulipotyphla; Talpidae.
UCGGUUGAAUUAGAAGUGCCCUUUCCUGCCGCGAGUUGCGUGGAGGCGGCUCGUGAGUCUCUUGAGACCCGAAAAUUGAGAGCUUGUAAGCGACCGGGAGGCUGCCCCCGGCGGUCCUGAGGCCAUCAAAAUGCCACAAAACGAAUAUAUCGAGUUACACCGUAAACGGUACGGAUAUCGUUUGGAUUACCAUGAGAAAAAAAGGAAGAAGGAAGGUCGAGAGGCUCAUGAACGUUCAAAGAAGGCAAAAAAGAUGAUUGGCCUGAAAGCUAAGCUCUACCAUAAACAGCGCCAUGCUGAGAAAAUACAAAUGAAAAAGACUAUCAAGAUGCAUGAAAAGAGAAACACCAAACAAAAGAAUGAUGAAAAGACACCACAAGGAGCAGUACCUGCAUAUCUGCUGGACAGAGAGGGACAGUCCCGAGCUAAAGUACUUUCCAAUAUGAUUAAACAAAAACGAAAAGAGAAAGCGGGGAAAUGGGAGGUCCCGCUACCAAAAGUUCGUGCACAGGGAGAAACAGAAGUAUUAAAAGUUAUUCGAACAGGAAAGAGAAAGAAGAAAGCAUGGAAGAGGAUGGUCACAAAAGUCUGCUUUGUUGGAGAUGGCUUUACAAGAAAACCACCCAAAUAUGAAAGAUUCAUUAGGCCAAUGGGUUUACGUUUCAAAAAGGCCCAUGUAACACAUCCUGAACUGAAAGCCACUUUUUGCCUGCCAAUACUUGGUGUAAAAAAGAAUCCCUCAUCUCCACUCUAUACGACUUUGGGUGUUAUCACCAAGGGUACUGUCAUUGAAGUUAACGUGAGCGAAUUGGGCCUUGUGACACAAGGAGGCAAGGUUAUUUGGGGAAAAUAUGCCCAGGUUACCAACAAUCCCGAAAAUGAUGGAUGCAUAAAUGCAGUCUUGUUGGUUUGACAGCAGUUUCAUACAAGUAACUCCAUAUAAUUAUUGAAGACUACACAGUAAUCAGGAAAAACACCAUGCUAUGUUUCUGAAUACUACCAGCCUUACUUACAUGUCUGCCAUCAUUAAGACAACUAUUACAUU